AUGAGCUUAGCUUCAGUUAUCCACCACGGAGUUCUCUCUCCGGCGAAACCGGAUCGAAUCUUUGUUACCAUUCCAGUGAUUCCGCCGAACCUCCGAGCUCGUGGAUGGACUGAGUCUCCUUUCUCUCUCCUUACAAAUCCCUCUCUCGUUUCAGCUACAAAUCUUCGUUUCCCUCGUCUUUCUCCCAUUGCUUGCUCCCGACAGGAAGAUGAUGUUUCUUCUUCAGAGAAGGAGAGCAGAGACCUUCUACCACAUAAAGAAGGUCUGAGAGAUACUUUACAAGAUGAGACUUAUAAAACUUCCUUCAAGACUGUUGCCUUGUGUGUAAGUGCUGCGGUGGCAUUUGGAAUCGGAAUAGGUUUGAAGGAUGGUGUUGGCAAGGCAUCAGAGUUUUUUGCUGGAUAUUUAUUGGAACAAAGCUUGUCAGUGGACAACUUGUUUGUUUUUGUUCUCGUCUUCAAGUACUUCAAAGUGCCACUCAUGUAUCAGAAUCGGGUGCUUACCUAUGGUGUAGCUGGUGCAAUUAUCUUCCGCUUCACCCUCAUAUUAAUAGGAACAGCUACUCUUCAGAAAUUUGAAGCAGUCAACCUUCUUCUUGCAGCAGUUCUCUUAUAUUCGUCUUUCAAGUUAUUUUCAAGUGAAGAAGAUGAUACAGAUCUAUCGGACAACUUCAUUGUGAAGACAUGCCAGAGAUUUAUUCCUGUCACAUCAACUUAUGAUGGGAAUCGUUUUUUCACAAAGCAUGAUGGCAUUUGGAAAGCCACACCUUUACUUCUCACAGUAGCAGUGAUCGAGCUCAGUGACAUAGCAUUUGCUGUUGACUCAAUACCAGCUGUUUUUGGCGUCACAAGGGAUCCUUUUAUUGUCUUAACCUCUAAUCUGUUUGCAAUCCUAGGACUAAGGUCUCUGUAUACCCUUAUUUCUGAAGGAAUGGACGAUCUGGAAUACUUGCAGCCAUCAAUAGCAGUGGUUCUAGGCUUCAUCGGAUGCAAGAUGAUCCUCGACUUUUUUGGCUUCCAUGUAUCAACCGAGGCAUCACUUGGUAUCGUGGCACUGUCUCUUAGCACCGGAGUACUGUUGAGCCUAACAAAUAAAUCCGGCGAUAGCUAACUAAGAACGUGGAACAGAUUACAAAUUUAGCCAAUCAAACAGUUCACUAGAACAAAAUCGCAUAGUUCAUUAAGUCAUUCCACAGAUGAGUUACUGUAGAUAUAGAACAGAGAAGAGGGCAUACUUUGUAAGACAUAUUUGUUCGUUUAAAUGAUUUUACUUUUUGCUUCGUCGUUCAUACAUACUCUAAAAGCUGCUUCUAACUCGAUACUGAUGAGACUGUUUAUGUUCAGAGUUGUGUUAUGCUCCAUACUCAUGAUCAUAUAAUGGAUAUUCAACAUUAAUGUCUGCUACUAGUAUUGU
Messenger RNA from Eruca vesicaria subsp. sativa (arugula), 1413 nucleotides. The record is from the annotation of a GenBank genome assembly. Lineage: Eukaryota; Viridiplantae; Streptophyta; Magnoliopsida; Brassicales; Brassicaceae.